This is a messenger RNA of Caenorhabditis briggsae, 1527 nucleotides long. It is a transcript of the gene Cbr-ced-3, whose product is annotated as Protein CBR-CED-3. Gene Ontology annotation, molecular function: cysteine-type endopeptidase activity. The transcript is spliced from 8 exons. NCBI's taxonomy places the organism in Eukaryota, Metazoa, Nematoda, Chromadorea, Rhabditida, Rhabditidae. Bases 1 to 1527 code for a protein of 508 amino acids. Gene Ontology annotation, biological process: proteolysis; regulation of apoptotic process. The record is from RefSeq and is a predicted model, not a curated record.
AUGAUGCGUCCGGAUAGACGGAGUUUGCUGGAGAGAAACAUUCUAGAGUUCUCUUCUAAACUACAGGCCGACUUGAUUCUCGAUGUUCUCAUUGCCAAACAAGUUCUCAACUCUGAUAACGGUGAUGUAAUAAAUUCGUGUCGAACCGAACGCGAUAAGCGAAAAGAAAUCGUCAAAGCUGUUCAAAGACGUGGAGAUGUUGCGUUCGACGCAUUUUAUGACGCUCUACGCGAUACAGGACACAACGAUCUUGCCGAUGUCCUCAUGCCUCUUUCUAGACCGAUUAACUGUGCUGUUAAUCCGGUCCCGAUGGAAUGCCCGAUGUCUCCUUCAAGUCAUCGUCGUAGCCGAGCACUCAGUCCACCUAGAUAUGCAUCACCUACCCGUGUUCACCGGGAUAGCAUCUCGUCGGUUUCAUCGUUUACAUCUACCUAUCAGGAUGUAUAUUCCCGAGCACGGUCAAGUUCGCGGUCGUCUCGCCCUCUUCAAUCAUCUGAUCGUCAUAAUUAUAUGUCAGCAGCUACUUCCUUCCCCAGUCAACCCUCAUCUGCGAAUUCUUCUUUCACCGGAUGCGCUUCACUCGGCUAUAGUUCUAGUCGGAAUCGUUCGUUCAGCAAGACGUCGGCUCAGUCACAAUACAUUUUCCACGAAGAAGACAUGAAUUACGUCGAUGCGCCCACCAUACACCGCGUUUUUGACGAAAAGACGAUGUAUCGCAACUUUUCGAGCCCCCGUGGAUUAUGCCUCAUAAUAAACAACGAACAUUUCGAGCAGAUGCCAACUAGAAACGGCACGAAAGCCGAUAAGGACAACAUAACGAAUUUGUUCAGAUGCAUGGGAUAUACCGUCAUAUGCAAAGACAAUCUGACCGGCAGAGAAAUGUUGAGCACUAUUCGAAGCUUCGGAAGAAACGAUAUGCAUGGAGAUUCUGCAAUACUCGUCAUUUUGUCGCACGGAGAAGAGAACGUUAUUAUCGGAGUUGAUGAUGUUUCUGUAAACGUUCACGAAAUUUACGAUCUCCUGAAUGCUGCCAAUGCUCCUCGUUUGGCCAAUAAGCCGAAACUGGUGUUUGUUCAAGCAUGUCGAGGCGAGCGUCGUGACAAUGGCUUCCCGGUUCUUGAUUCAGUUGAUGGAGUACCUAGUCUGAUCCGUCGCGGAUGGGAUAAUCGAGACGGACCAUUGUUCAAUUUUCUUGGAUGUGUCCGGCCCCAAGUGCAGCAAGUAUGGCGGAAAAAGCCGAGCCAAGCAGACAUGUUGAUUGCUUAUGCAACAACGGCUCAAUAUGUGUCAUGGAGAAACAGUGCUCGUGGUUCGUGGUUCAUUCAAGCUGUUUGUGAAGUAUUCUCACUUCACGCUAAAGAUAUGGACGUCGUUGAAUUGCUCACUGAGGUUAACAAGAAAGUUGCCUGUGGAUUCCAGACAUCUCAAGGAUCAAACAUAUUGAAGCAGAUGCCAGAGCUAACUUCAAGACUCCUGAAAAAGUUCUACUUCUGGCCGGAAGAUCGAAGCCGGAACAGUGCAGUCUAG